UGUUUGCGGCCAACGAGCAGUGAUGGGCGACUGGAGCCUCCUGGGGAACUUCUUAGAAGAGGUGCAGGAACACUCCACCUCGGUGGGGAAGGUCUGGCUCACUGUCCUCUUCAUCUUCCGCAUCCUGGUGCUGGGAACGGCCGCUGAGUCCUCGUGGGGUGACGAGCAGAGCGACUUCAUAUGCGACACGCAGCAGCCUGGUUGCACCAAUGUUUGUUAUGACCGCGCCUUCCCCAUUGCCCACAUACGCUACUGGGUCCUGCAGAUCGUCUUCGUCUCCACGCCGUCCCUCAUCUACAUGGGCCAUGCCAUGCACAUAGUCCGCAAGGAGGAGAAGUGCAGGAGAAAGGAGCAGGAGAGGGAGGAGAGGGGGGAGACGGGCGUGGACGAGGAGGAGGAGAAGGACUACCUCCAGCAAGGGGUAAGUGUGAAGGUGCCAGCGGCGGACGCAACAGGCCGCAUCCGCCUGAAAGGGGCGCUCCUGCAGACCUACAUCCUGAGCAUCCUGAUCCGCACGGUGAUGGAGGUGACCUUCAUCGUGGUGCAGUACAUGAUCUACGGAGUCUUCCUCCGGGCACUGUACCUCUGCAAGGCCUGGCCGUGCCCCAACCCUGUCAACUGCUACAUGUCGCGUCCGACAGAGAAGAAUGUCUUUAUUGUCUUCAUGCUGGUGGUGGCUGGUGUGUCUCUGCUGCUCUCUGUGGUUGAGCUCUACCAUCUCGGCUGGAGGAAGCUGAGGAAGUGCAUGCGCAGCAAGGCAGCCCAGAAGAAGAGCCAGAGGGCCGUGACCAUGUCUGCACCCCUGAAGCCCGACAGCCCGCGGCCCUCCGUCUCCUGCACCCCGCCUCCUGAUUUCAACCAGUGCCUGGCAGCGCCGAGCACCAUGAACCCCAUGACCUCUCUGGCCUCACACCCCUUCAAUAACAGGAUGGCACUGGAGCAGAACUCGGUCAACAUGGCCACCGAGCGACAUCACAGUCGUGAUGACCUGGACGGCGCCAGCCUUCUGCAGAUGAGCUACAACCAGGCACCCACAGAGGUGCCUAACGGCUGCCCACUGCCCCCCUCAAUACUGCAUAAUAGCUUUCUGAGGGACAAACGGCGCCUGAGCAAGACCAGUGGGACCAGCAGCCGGGUCCGGCCAGAUGACCUGGCAGUGUAGGGAACCACCACCGUUGAGAGGUGGAAGAGAGGGCUGGACCCUUCAGACCCUCAGUAAAUUGGGGGUGAACAUCAGUUUAGGUAAAAUCUUGGUUAGGACAGCUUGUGAAGAUACAAGGACGACAGGACUGGGUUUUUGAUCCGAGUGAAGCGGUCUGUCAGUGGUUGGCAGAAGGGCAGCAUGAACUCCAGCACUGCAGACUACACCACCAAAGACACAGACUACAGGUUAAGAUCUUAAAGGUCUUAACCAAGCCACGCAGUGACAGUGGACCACCGCAAUACACUUGACAUGCAUAUCCGAGCACUGCGAUCCAGUUCUGUUUGCAGGCAGAGCUCCUCCCAAACUUGAAAAGUAGAUUAUGUGAACUGUAAAAGAAAAAUAAUUUUGAAAAUUGGAACAGGGUAAAACUGUGAUGCCUGACAAUUGCACAAUGUAUGUUUUUGAUAAGAUUGUCCAGUUAAAAGUGACACGAUUGAGAAAGAGGCAGGUGAGAGCUAGAUUAAGAGAGAGAGAGAGAGAGAGAGAGAGAGAGAGAGAGAGAGAGAGAGAGAGAGAGAGAGAGAGAGAGAGA
Molecule: messenger RNA, 1736 nt
Organism: Lampris incognitus (smalleye Pacific opah)
Lineage: Eukaryota; Metazoa; Chordata; Actinopteri; Lampriformes; Lampridae
Gene: gja5a
Product: gap junction protein, alpha 5a
Biological process (GO): cell communication
Cellular component (GO): connexin complex
Source: RefSeq, a predicted model, not a curated record